Messenger RNA from Cladophialophora psammophila CBS 110553, 954 nucleotides. RefSeq lists its product as uncharacterized. NCBI's taxonomy places the organism in Eukaryota, Fungi, Ascomycota, Eurotiomycetes, Chaetothyriales, Herpotrichiellaceae. The coding region runs from base 1 to 954 and encodes 317 amino acids. Gene Ontology annotation, cellular component: cytosol. The record is from RefSeq and is a predicted model, not a curated record. The transcript is spliced from 2 exons.
AUGAGUCCAAAGUGCCCCCAGGUCAUCUUCGGAUCAGGGUUCUUUGGAAAUGCAGAGCCUUUCAUCAGCGAUGCCGGUCUCGAGGCCACUUAUGACCUGAUUUCCAAGUAUGGGAUUAGCCGUCUCGAUUCAGCGCAGCUUUACGGGGAAAGCGAAAGGCGGCUGGGAGAGACCAAGUCCGGGGAUAGGUUCUCUAUUGACACGAAAUGGUUGAUGGGAUGGGGCCCAGGGACGGGGACAAAGGACGGCAUUGUUGUUGGUGCAAAGGAGAGUGUGAGGAAAAUCGGCUGUGUGGUUGACGUGUUCUACCUUCACUGCCCAGAUGCUAGCAUCGCCGUGGAAGAUACUCUGGCAGGCGUGAAUGAAGCAUACAAACUUGGCCUGUUCAAGCGCUUCGGGCUUUCCAACUACCCAACAGAAGAAGUGGUCAAGAUCUUCGACCACUGUAAAGCUCAGGGCUAUGUCCUUCCCACCGUCUUUCAAGGCAACUACGCUCCUGUGGCCCGCAAGUUAGAGACUCUCCUCCUACCCACUCUUCGAAAACUCGGCAUAUCCUUCUACGCCUACUCGCCCCUGGCCGGAGGGUUUUUGACGAAGACGAAGUGGCAGAUCACGGAGGGUGCCGGCCGCUUCAACACUAACCACAUGGGCGGGAUGUACCACCAAAUAUACCUCAAAGAGUCGUAUCUAAAUGCUCUGGCCGAUUGGGAGGAUAUUGCACGAGAGCAAGGCUGUUCUCGCGGAGAACUGGCCUAUCGCUGGGUUGCCUAUCAUGGUGCUCUCGAGGCAGAGUGCGGUGACGGUAUCAUCAUCGGCGCCAGCAAGUUCGAGCAGAUCGAACCGACUCUUCAGGGUCUGCAGAAAGGAAGACUGAAAGAUACCGUUGCCAAGAGAAUUGACCAGCUUUGGGGGACUGUUAAACACGAGGCUCCUAUGGAUGCAUUUGCCAAGUAG